AGUUUUCGUUUACUGUUAAACUACGUCGUUAGAAAACGGAACUUUGUGCUCACCUGAAAAUCUGCCAAAAAUGAUGAAGGAAAUCAUCAUCGUAGGUCUCAUUGCAGCCAGCCUGGCAAUGCCAUCCGUGGAGCAAGUUCCACAGGAUCAGAACGCGUAUCGCAGUGAUGAUCCUAGCGUCGGGCUUCUUCAACAGUCAGUAGAUGGUGACGACCUAGAAGGCGCUGAAACGGCUCAAUAUGGUCGUGGUGGUUACGGAGGUGGAGGUUUCGGAGGUGGUGGUUUCGGAGGUAGAGGUUUCGGAGGAGGCGGCUUUGGAGGUGGUGGAUACGGAGGCGGCGGUUUUGGUCCCGGAGGAAGAGGAUUUGGUGGUGGUGGAUACGGAAGAGGUUUUGGUGGUGGACAUCAUCAUCAGCAUCAUUAUGGAUAAAUUUUAGAAGAGUGCGUGGUUGACUACCAAUGGCUGUCAUGUUGUUCAAAUUUUGUGUUUGAGCAAACUCUAAGAAAUGAGACAAACUGCGAUUAAACAUAGUUUUUUAAGGUUAUUAAAAAUUUGCUGGAAAUUCGAUUUUCAAAAAACUUA
Molecule: messenger RNA, 583 nt
Organism: Wyeomyia smithii (pitcher-plant mosquito)
Lineage: Eukaryota; Metazoa; Arthropoda; Insecta; Diptera; Culicidae
Product: keratin, type I cytoskeletal 10-like
Exons: 3
Coding region: 71-430 (119 amino acids)
Source: RefSeq, a predicted model, not a curated record